Molecule: messenger RNA, 672 nt
Organism: Rhizopus microsporus ATCC 52813
Lineage: Eukaryota; Fungi; Mucoromycota; Mucoromycetes; Mucorales; Rhizopodaceae
Exons: 1
Coding region: 28-507 (159 amino acids)
Source: RefSeq, a predicted model, not a curated record
CUUAUUUUAUUCUUUAUUUAAUGAAAAAUGUCAUUGCAAUUUAUUAGCUUGACGCCUGAAGAAGACGACUAUGACUACAAUAAUAAUUCUUUUGACCAAGAAGAAGAGACAUACUGGAUAGACGACUGCGAAUGUCAAGAGAAUCUUGCUACCAUCCUACCUCUUAAUCCUGAAGAAUGCACAAUAGAUGAAGACAAUCAUAUUCAAUCAACAGAUGUGCAUGUAUUCUUUGAAGAACUAGGCUAUUUUACAGAAGAACCUGAACCUAUUGAUCCAACACGGGACUAUGAAGCAGAAGCAAAAUUAUUAUUAGAAGAACGAGACAAGACAAGAAAGAAGCAUGUGGAUUUAACCAUGCCUUCUCUUGAUGAUACCCAUACACCCUCUGGCAUUUCUUCAACCUGCUCAUCAUUUCAUGCUCAUGACUUCACUGUCCCCUCAAAUCAUAAAAUACCAAGCUACGUCUACGCAAGCCAUCAUACAGAUCAUCUUUCCAUUCAUGUUUAAUAUUUUGCAUUUUAUUUAUAUAAAUUAAAAGCAUCAGUAAUUUUCUUUUGCUUCUUUUGGUAAACUCUCGUUCUUCUUCUUGAUCACACCUAAAUGAAUUAUACGAUCGCCUGACAUCGCUACAGGGUUUGAACUACGGCCAAUGACCUAUAAUACAAUAAGAAC